Aedes albopictus (Asian tiger mosquito) is the source of this 837-nucleotide messenger RNA. Its product is annotated as omega-amidase NIT2-like. Gene Ontology annotation, cellular component: mitochondrion. The transcript has a single exon. Lineage: Eukaryota; Metazoa; Arthropoda; Insecta; Diptera; Culicidae. Gene Ontology annotation, biological process: oxaloacetate metabolic process; L-glutamine metabolic process. Gene Ontology annotation, molecular function: omega-amidase activity. The coding region runs from base 1 to 837 and encodes 278 amino acids. The record is from RefSeq and is a predicted model, not a curated record.
AUGGCUCCCGCACUCAAAGUUGCUUUGCUCCAGUUGGGAGGAUUCCCGACAAAGCAAGAAGCCAUUACAAACGCCAUCAACCAGAUCCGGAUUGCGGCAAAGAACAAAGGUGCCAAACUCGUCAUCUUGCCGGAAUGUUGGAACUCCACGUACUGCACCAAAGAAUUUCCCCGAUCCGCCGAACAAAUUCCCAAUGGAGAAACUUCAAAGGCCUUGUCGAAGGUCGCUGGUGAGCUUGGAAUCACUCUGAUAGGUGGAACGUACCCGGAGAUCGAUGCUGGUAAGCUGUACAACACUUGCCCGGUCUGGGGCCCCAAAGGUGAAUUUCUCGGAAAGUAUCGCAAAAUGCAUCUCUUCGACAUGGACAUUCCCGGACGAUGCACUUUCAAGGAGUCCAGUGUUCUAACGCCGGGAAAUGAAUUCCUAACGUUUAACGUUGGAGACACAAAGGUUGGAGUUGGCAUUUGCUACGAUCAACGAUUCCCGGAAUUUGCAGCGGUUUAUCGAAAGCGGAACUGCGAUCUGUUGGUAUUCCCGUCGGCCUUUGACACCUUCACAGGACCGAUGCACUUUGAACUGAUCGCUCAGGCUCGUGCUCUUGAUAACGGGAUGUUCGUAGCGCUUUGUGCUCCAGCGAGAGACACAUCGAAGGAUUAUGUUGCCUACGGAUACUCGACAGUUAGCGAUCCGUGGGGUCGAGUUUUGAGCCGGGCUAAAGAAGGGCCAGAGAUGUUGGUGGUGGAUUUGGACAUGGGACUGCGCGAUUCCAUUAGACGCCAGAUUCCUACGCAGGAACAGAAGCGAACUGAUGUGUACGAAGUGGUGUGCAAGAUUUAG